ACCUGCCUCGCUCAAUGUCACCUUCAAGAUGCAGAAAUAGGGAUUUGGGAAGGGGACUGUGAAAUUUUCGAAGUCUUCCAAAAUACUUUGAGAAACUAUAUUUGGAAGCACUUUGGGGGGAGAGGUUGGACAGGAAGGGUCUUCAGAGAUCAUCAAAUUCAACUUUCUAAAUCCUAAGGAGGAAACCGAGACUCUAGGAUGUGAAGUCCCUUCUCUACCAAACUAGAAUGGAUGCAGGAGGAAUGUCUGAGGUGCAAUCCUUAUCCUUUAGCAAAGGUGUCCUCUGCGUCUUCCUUAACCCAUCUCUUGGACCUCCAGAAAGACAGCUGAGGAUGGCAAGGGGAGUCUGGAACCACUGGAGUCGCCCCCAGCCUCCUCCUUGGAGGGCCCCCAUGAAGGAGGCCCUUCAGUGACAGAGAUUGAGAGAGAGGGAGGGCGAAAGGAAGGAAGGGGAGCCAGAGGUGGGAGUGGAAGAGGCAGCCUCGCCUGGGGCUGAUUGGCUCCCGAGGCCAGGGCUCUCCAAGCGGUUUAUAAGAGUUGGGGCUGCCGGGCGCCCUGCCCGCUCGCCCGCGCGCCCCAGGAGCCAAAGCCGGGCUCCAAGUCGGCGCCCCACGUCGAGGCUCCGCCGCAGCCUCCGGAGUUGGCCGCAGACAAGAAGGGGAGGGAGCGGGAGAGGGAGGAGAGCUCCGGAGCCAGAGGGCCGAGCGCCAUGCGCCGCGCCAGCAGAGACUACACCAAGUACCUGCGUGGCUCGGAGGAGAUGGGCGGCGGCCCCGGAGCCCCGCACGAGGGCUCCCUGCACGCUCCGCCGCCGCCUGCGCCGCACCAGCCCCCCGCAGCCUCCCGCUCCAUGUUCGUGGCCCUCCUGGGGCUGGGGCUGGGCCAGGUCGUCUGCAGCGUCGCCCUGUUCCUCUAUUUCAGAGCGCAGAUGGAUCCUAAUAGAAUAUCAGAAGAUGGCACUCACUGCAUUUAUAGAAUUUUGAGACUCCAUGAAAAUGCAGAUUUUCAAGACACAACUCUGGAGAGUCAAGAUACAAAAUUAAUACCUGAUUCAUGUAGGAGAAUUAAACAGGCCUUUCAAGGAGCUGUGCAAAAGGAAUUACAACAUAUUGUUGGAUCACAGCACAUCAGAGCAGAGAAAGCGAUGGUGGAUGGCUCAUGGUUAGAUCUGGCCAAGAGGAGCAAGCUUGAAGCUCAGCCUUUUGCUCAUCUCACUAUUAAUGCCACCAACAUCCCAUCUGGUUCCCAUAAAGUGAGUCUGUCCUCUUGGUACCAUGAUCGGGGUUGGGCCAAGAUCUCCAACAUGACUUUUAGCAAUGGAAAACUAAUAGUUAAUCAGGAUGGCUUUUAUUACCUGUAUGCCAACAUUUGCUUUCGACAUCAUGAAACUUCAGGAGACCUAGCUACAGAGUAUCUUCAACUAAUGGUGUACGUCACUAAAACCAGCAUCAAAAUCCCAAGUUCUCAUACCCUGAUGAAAGGAGGAAGCACCAAGUAUUGGUCAGGGAAUUCUGAAUUCCAUUUUUAUUCCAUAAACGUUGGUGGAUUUUUUAAGUUACGGUCUGGAGAGGAAAUCAGCAUCGAGGUCUCCAACCCCUCCCUACUGGAUCCGGAUCAGGAUGCAACAUACUUUGGGGCUUUUAAAGUUCGAGAUAUAGAUUGAGCCCCAGUUUUUGGAGUGUUAUGUAUUUCCUGGAUGUUUGGAAACAUUUUUUAAAACAAGCCAAGAAAGAUGUAUAUAGGUGUGUGAGACUACUAAGAGGCAUGGCCCCAACGGUACAAGACUCAGUAUCCAUGCUCUUGACCUUGUAGAGAACACGCGUAUUUACAGCCAGUGGGAGAUGUUAGACUCAUGGUGUGUUACACAAUGGUUUUUAAAUUUUGUAAUGAAUUCCUAGAAUUAAACCAGGUUGGAGCAAUUACGGGUUGACCUUAUGAGAAACUGCAUGUGGGCUAUGGGAGGGGUUAGUCCCUGGUCAUGUGCCCCUUCGCAGCUGAAGUGGAGAGGGUGUCAUCUAGCGCCAAUGAAGGAUCAUCUGAAGGGGUAAAUUCUUUUGAAUUGUUACAUCAUGCUGGAACCUGCAAAAAAUACUUUUUCUAACGAGGAGAGAAAAUAUAUGUAUUUUUAUAUAAUAUCUAAAGUUAUAUUUCAGAUGUAAUGUUUUCUUUGCAAAGUAUUGUAAAUUAUAUUUGUGCUAUAGUAUUUGAUUCAAAAUAUUUAAAAAUGUCUUGCUGUUGACAUAUUUAAUGUUUUAAAUGUACAGACAUAUUUAACUGGUGCACUUUGUAAAUUCCCUGGGGAAAACUUGCAGCUAAGGAGGGGAAAAAAAUGUUGUUUCCUAAUAUCAAAUGCAGUAUAUUUCUUCAUUCUUUUUAAGUUAAUAGAUUUUUCAGACUUGUCAAGCCUGAGCAAAAAAAAUUAAAAUGGAUGCCUUGAAUAAUAAGCAGGAUGUUGGCCACCAGGUGCCUUUCAAAUUUAGAAACUAAUUGACUUUAGAAAGCUGACAUUGCCAAAAAGGAUACAUAAUGGGCCACUGAAAUCUGUCAAGAGUAUUUAUAUAAUUGUUGAACAGGUGUUUUUCCACAAGUGCCGCAAAUUGUACAUUUUUUGUUUUUUCAAAAUAGAAGUUAUUAGUGGUUUAUCAGCAAAAAAGUCCAAUUUUAAUUUAGUAAAUGUUAUCUUAUACUGUACAAUAAAAACAUUGCCUUUGGAUGUUAAUUUUUUGGUACAAAAAUAAAUUUAUAUGAAAACCUGC
Molecule: messenger RNA, 2756 nt
Organism: Gorilla gorilla gorilla (western lowland gorilla)
Lineage: Eukaryota; Metazoa; Chordata; Mammalia; Primates; Hominidae
Gene: TNFSF11
Product: TNF superfamily member 11
Exons: 5
Coding region: 710-1663 (317 amino acids)
Biological process (GO): immune response
Cellular component (GO): membrane
Molecular function (GO): tumor necrosis factor receptor binding
Source: RefSeq, a predicted model, not a curated record